Glarea lozoyensis ATCC 20868 is the source of this 1521-nucleotide messenger RNA. RefSeq lists its product as uncharacterized. The coding region runs from base 1 to 1521 and encodes 506 amino acids. NCBI's taxonomy places the organism in Eukaryota, Fungi, Ascomycota, Leotiomycetes, Helotiales, Helotiaceae. The transcript has a single exon. The record is from RefSeq and is a predicted model, not a curated record.
AUGACCGGGCGUAAGAAACAAGAACGACCAGACAAGAGCUGUGGAAGAGGAAGACCACCAAACGCCCCAGCUCAACAACCUUACUCUGACAACAGAGAUGAACAAGCUGAAGGCGGGAUAGCAGGCUCUCAAACGAAUAAAAAUAAGGCCAAUUCAUUUCCACAAGACAGCGCUCGCCAGUACAUGUACGAACAAUUCCAACCCGACCCGUCUCUAGUGUCAGGUCGAAGUGAUCCUCAUCUUGUUAUGGGAUCUUCCUCUGGAUCUGUACUUGAACAAAGAUAUGGGUCGUCUUCUCGCUCCGAGAUUCUUCACCGAAAGGAGUCGUCGAUUCGUCCUCGGGCACGACGACCCCGUGAAAGCGAUUCAAAUUCUCCUCAAGAUCAACCGGCACAACGAGUUAGAUAUUCCGGUUCUGGACGUCUAGAUAGCCGUGAGGCCACUCAAAAUCAAACUAGAGAGCGUAUAGAAACACAGGAAGUUGGCUAUGCGGAGGAAAGUGGUACUAGAAGUCAAUCUGACAGACCUUCAUCUUUUCCAAGCUCACUAAAUCAUUCUUCUUCGCGAAAAGUGCCAAGCGCCUUUUCACCUCCACCUGAACCGGCAACUUUGAAGGAUCACGCAGAUCAUUUGAAAAAUCCUCAGGGGACUCAAAAUGCCGAUCAGCGAGACCGCUCUACAGGUGGUUCUAUGGCCAUGGCAAGUGGAAGUCAGCGUGUUGGGCAUGAUAAUAUGGCGACUUACGGUGGAGAUUCCUUUGUCACUCAUGAGCAAGAUGACGGCUGGGUCACUCACAGUAGCUAUGGACCAUAUUCAAGGCGACAAAUGGGACCUCCAUUUGCUGAAGGACCACUAGUUGAUGGUUUCAGUAGCAGAAGUAAUGUCAAUGCACCCGUUCUCCCAAAAUUCGGGAGAAAACCUGUCCUGCUCUCCGACACCCUAGAACCUAGGUCCGAAAUUGUUGCACCCACACGUCCCAGCCAAUACCCACCACAAGAGUUGCCACCAAAAAGUCAUACCGAUAAACUUGGUGAUUUCCAACUUGAUGCGAGCAAUAAACGGACCUAUUACUUGGCAAACCACACACUGACUAUACCCAAGAAAGGUGAUCCAGAGCUAUCGUAUUCAAGUUAUCGCUACCCUAAGAGCUGGGGUCUGGCUAAAGAGGCUAUGAUACCUAUCUACUGCUCAGAAAAACAAACUACUCGAUCUGUUCAGCAGACUGUUGUUGAUGAAAAAACCGGCAAAGUGUUGAAUUUCCUACCGGAAGCUAUUGAAUAUCGGAAAGAAAAAAGAAAAGAGAUACGUGCGGAAAAAAGAAAAGAGACACGUACGGAACACGAAGAAGAUCUCACUAGAGCUGAGCUAGACGAAACUUUGGUAGAAUCCAAUAAGUUAGCCCGGGGCAUUGUGAACAAAGAACUUCACGACGCAACUCUGCGAACAGGACUGUUUGAUGAUAAAGGAGCAGUGGAAGACCCAUGGAAGGACAAGGGAUAUGACAAGGGAUUGCACGAUUAG